Messenger RNA from Rhineura floridana, 4991 nucleotides. RefSeq names its product asparagine synthetase (glutamine-hydrolyzing) (gene ASNS). The transcript is spliced from 12 exons. Gene Ontology annotation, molecular function: asparagine synthase (glutamine-hydrolyzing) activity. NCBI's taxonomy places the organism in Eukaryota, Metazoa, Chordata, Lepidosauria, Squamata, Rhineuridae. The record is from RefSeq and is a predicted model, not a curated record. Gene Ontology annotation, cellular component: cytosol. The coding region runs from base 303 to 1988 and encodes 561 amino acids.
AUGCCCCAGCAGAGGGCGGAGCGCAGGCUGAUGAAAUCCGGCUCUGUAUUACACGAAGCCAGCGAAGGGUUGCCCAGUUCUGUCGUACACAGAGGGCGGCUUCCGCUUUCCUUCUUCCUUCCCGUUUAGCUCAGCAAGCAGCGCGAGGUUCAGCACUAGAGCCGGUCGGUCUGUAACACAGUCUCUUCUGGCCUGCGAACCAAGCAUUUCAUUUCUCGGUGCCGGAUCAUCGGCACGUAACGGAGAGACGAGGGGGCACUUUUUUGAAGUUCGAGCUGUAUCAGCCUUGAGUAGAUACCACCAUGUGUGGCAUUUGGGCCCUUUUUGGAAGUGACGGAUGCCUCUCUGUUCAGUGUCUCUGUGCUAUGAAAAUAGCCCACAGAGGCCCAGAUGCUUUUCGGUUUGAGAAUGUCAAUGGAUACACCAACUGCUGCUUUGGCUUCCACCGUCUGGCAAUUGUUGACCAGCUAUAUGGGAUGCAACCUCUAAGGGUGAAGAAAUUUCCCUACUUGUGGCUGUGUUACAAUGGAGAAAUUUAUAAUUUCAAACAGCUGCAAAAGCAGUUUGGAUUUGAUUACCAGACCUUAGUAGAUGGCGAGGUUAUUCUUCAUCUUUACAACAAGGGAGGGAUAGAGCUAACAGCCUCCAUGCUAGAUGGUGUAUUUGCAUUCAUUUUGCUUGACACAGCAAACAGAAAAGUGUUUCUGGGAAGAGAUACAUACGGAGUCAGACCGUUGUUCAAGGUCCUGACUAAUGAUGGAUUCCUGGGUGUCUGCUCUGAAGCAAAAGGUCUUAUCAACUUGAAGCACAACAUGUCCUUUGCUCCAAAAGUGGAACCUUUCCCUCCAGGACACUAUGAAGUGUUGGAUUUAAAGCCGAGUGGCAAAGUUGCAUCAGUGGAAGUGGUAAAAUUUCACAGCCCUAAAGAUGAACCUCUGCACGCUGCCUACAGUGCAGUUCAAAAUCUCCCUUCAGGCUUUGAUGUCGAAACGGUGAAAAGCAACAUUCGACUUUUGUUUGAAAAUGCUGUCAGAAAACGUUUGAUGGCACACAGAAGAAUUGGUUGUCUCCUAUCAGGUGGCUUAGAUUCUAGCUUGGUUGCUGCAAUGCUAACCAAACUGAUGAAAGAAGGAAACAUUACAUAUCCCUUGCAAACCUUUGCGAUUGGGAUGGAAGAUGCUCCUGACCUGCUGGCUGCAAGAAAGGUAGCAGCUCACAUUGGAAGUGAACAUCACGAGGUCAUUUUUAAUUCUGAAGAAGGGAUUCAAGCACUAGAAGAUGUCAUAUUUUCCUUGGAAACAUAUGACAUUACAACCGUGAGAGCUUCAGUGGGCAUGUAUCUGGUCUCCAAAUACAUAAGAAAAAAAACAGACAGCACAGUCAUUUUCUCAGGAGAAGGCUCAGAUGAGCUGACGCAAGGUUAUAUCUAUUUUCAUAAGGCACCCACACCAGAAGAAGCUGCCGAGGAAAGUGAGAGACUCCUCAGAGAACUCUACCUAUUUGAUGUCCUCCGUGCUGACAGGACAACGGCUGCCCAUGGUCUAGAACUGAGAGUUCCAUUUUUGGAUCACCAGUUUACUGCUUAUUACCUGUCUUUGCCAGCAGAACUUAGGAUACCAAAGAAUGGAAUUGAGAAACAUCUCUUAAGAGAGGCCUUUGAAGAUACCAACUUGUUGCCUAAAGAAAUCCUCUGGAGACCGAAAGAAGCCUUCAGUGAUGGCUUAACUUCUAUCAAGAAAUCAUGGUUCUCAAUACUCCAGGACUAUAUUGAUAUUCAGGUUGACGACUUUCUGCUGGAGAAGGCAGCAGAGAAAUUCCCCUUCAAUCCCCCUAAAACAAAAGAAGGCUUCUACUACCGCCAGAUCUUUGAGAAGCAUUUUCCAGGCUGCUCCGACUGGCUCCCUCACUACUGGAUGCCGAGGUGGAUCAAGGCCACGGAUCCAUCUGCUCGCACCUUGAAACAUUACAAAUCUGCUACAAAAGAAUAGACAUUUUAAUCUCUUUAGAAGUUGCUCUGUCCCAGUGGUUUCUUAGCCUAACUUUGGCGCAAAAGGGAAAGCAAGAGAACAAAGCUUUAAAAAAUAAAAUAGACAAAUGUGCAAAUCCCUUUCAGAUAAAAUGAAUCUGUGCUACUGAUUUAACAGUGGCCAAAACAGAAUUUUUGUUUAUACCUAAGCUGCAUUUUACAGUCAAUAUACUCCAAAAUAACCUCCUUGAAACCAGUGGGACUGCUCAGGGACUCCACCGUUGACAGCACCUUUGACUACAAUUCUGCAUGCAGCCAGCUUGAAUCCUACUGAAGUCCAAUGAGAUUUCAGCAGCCAAACGGUGCAUCAGAUUUAAGGACUUCUAAGUGCAUUUUUUCCUACUAUCGCAGUGCUGGUUUCACACUUUUGCCUUAAUACUCUCUUAUGUGUCUACUGAACUUGGACAUCCUAUCCAGGCUAUUAUGUUUGAAACCUGACCUUCACAUUGCUAAUGGUAAACACGCGUGUUGGCAAGUCAGGUGGUGAUCAGGACUGGCCCUACCAUGAGGCAAAAUGCUUGUGGGUAUCAUGCAACAGCAACAAAUUGUUUGUUAUUUAUACUCUGGUUUCUCUUCAGAUGGUGUAAAUCUUUCACCUUUUACUUUACUUGUUAUUUUAUUAUGACUGUAUUUUUACUCCUAGUGAAAGGCCCUUGUGGUUUUUUGCUACUAAAAUAACUUGAUUGGCCAUAGGUAUUACUGUACCUUGACUUGGAGGGACUACAGGGAUUUUAUUUUCCUAUAUCGUCUUUUUGCAAAUAGAGAUAAAUUGGGGUGGGUGAAGAAAAGGUGGUGGUUUAGAUUCAAGUCUGGUUUGUUUGGUCUAAGCCAUCCACAGCUCUGUAUGCCUGUAAAACACUUGAAGGUUGUAAUAUGACCCAGUUCAUAAGUGCAGCUUCCAGCAAUGAUUCCCCCCCAAAAAACUGGCUUGAUUUAAAGCAGGUGUGGGGAACCUUUGGCCUUCCAGAUGGUGCUGGACUGUAAUUCCCAUCAGCCCCAGCAAGCAUGGCCAAUGGCCAGGGAUGAUGAGAGUUGUAAUUCAGCAACAUCUGGUGGGCCAAAGGUUCCUCAAACCUGGUGUAAGGCAUCCAUGUAGCUGUACCUGAGCAACCUAGGGAUAGCACAUUGUCUUCCACAUCAUUUUAAAACCAUAGACCAGUAGUGGGCAGACUUCAGGUUUGUCGCAUCUCUCUUCUCCCCCAAAUGCCAAGAUCAACUCAUCAAAGCCAAGUGCAAAACAUGUAGUUAGAAUUCAAGGACCAGAUGCCCCUGAAGCACAUUCUAACCUAGGAAUUUGUACCAGACCUAAACUGAACUCACAGUCCUUUCACACAGAAGUCCAGUCCUGGUUAGCUUUCUUCAUUUCAGCAGUCUGAUUUAGGUGCAAAAAAUCACCUUUGUUGCUGGUAGUGCCAAACAAGAAACAUUUGCUGUCUCAGUAUACGUCCGUUUCCUAAUUAAUGGAUGUUCCAGAGUUGUUCUCUUUGUAAUAAAGUAGGACUGCCAUCUUCACUACCUCUGCUUGCUUCUGUUUUAGCCAGGUGGGCUGGACCUUUUUUCCCUGAGGCCAUCAGUACCAACUGCCCUGCAAGGAAGAGAAGAUCAGGAUGGAUGCAAGGCUAUGUUUUUAGUCUUGUUUUUCCAGCUGUGAGCAGCGCACAGCAGCAAGUCCAUCUCCUCUAGUGGUAUCACUUUAUAACUAAGAACUCAUGCUUGGGUUUGCCUUUUUUCUCCUCCCUCCCACUAACUCUUCCCUUUUGUGUCAUGCCUUUUACAUUGUAAGCCUGGGGGCAGGGACUGUUGCUGAUCUUUGUACGCUACCCUACUAAUUUUUAUUGUUAUUGCUAAAGAGUGGGGUGCAAAUGCAGUCAGGGAUGGGGAGCAUGUGGCCAUAUAGAUGUUGUUGGACUCCAGUUCCCAUCAGCCCCAGCUAGCAUGGCCAGGAGUGACGGGAGCUGUAGUCUAAGAACAUCUGGAGAGCCACAGAUUUCCUGUCCCUGCUCUAAAUAAAUAAUAUAAAAUAAACUGCUGAGCUGUUACUUAUUUUAAUUUUAUUUAUUAUGACAUUUAUAUCCCACCUUUCCUCCAAGGAGCUCAAGAUGGCAUAUAUGGUUGUCCCCUCCCCAUUUUAUCCUCACAACAACCCUGUGAGGUAGGUUAGGCUGAAAGGCAGUGACUGGCCAAGAUCACCCAGUGAGCGUCAUGGCUGAGGGGAUUUGAACCAUGGUCUCCCAGGUCCUAGUCCAACACCCUAACCAUUGCACCGCAGUGCUGUGAUGACCAAUUGCAUAAUGGGCAAAAUUCCUGAAUCGUGUAAGAGCUGAGUUUCAUUUCAUUAGAUGAGGUGCAAUUGUAUAGUCAUGCACCAUACAGACAUUCCUUUUGCUGCACAACUGUGCAGCAUCUGUGUCCUCUGCUACAUCUGCUUUUGAUAGUCUGGGGCAGUGGCAGCGUGUGUGUUGAGCAGCACCCUUGUGGUGACACUGUGUUUACCAGGAUGGAAAUGGAGCAGAGCAGGGCAAUGUGGCAGAGACUGGGGGAGUAGGUUGGCAGUAGUCCUGCAUCUGCCUGAAUUGGGCUGCCACUCCCAACCUAAAGCUCCCCUGACCUUGCUGCUCCCUUUCCCCUACCUUAUCCCUAUCCCAAUGCUGGUGAGCAGCAGCUUCACCAUCACUGGGAGGAUGCCAUGCUGCCUGCCCUCAUGUGCCACUGCAGUCCAGGGUUAGUGAGCCUGUGGCCUCCCAUAUUUUGAUGAGCCACAACUUCCAUCUGGAGAGCCACGUAUUCCUUUGGUAUUCAGUAUUCUGGCAGCAGCAAUCCUAUACCCACUUAACCAGGGGUAAACCGCAUUGAACUUGGUGGGAUUUGUUUCUAAAUAGGCACAUAGAUAAUUACACUGCUUAUCUGUUUGAAUGAGAUGGCUACAUUUUUCCUUAGCAAUAACCAUCGUAACUUAUGUAUAGAA